This is a messenger RNA of Dipodomys ordii (Ord's kangaroo rat), 1417 nucleotides long. It is a transcript of the gene Mterf2, whose product is annotated as mitochondrial transcription termination factor 2. NCBI's taxonomy places the organism in Eukaryota, Metazoa, Chordata, Mammalia, Rodentia, Heteromyidae. Gene Ontology annotation, cellular component: mitochondrial matrix. Gene Ontology annotation, biological process: termination of mitochondrial transcription; regulation of DNA-templated transcription. Gene Ontology annotation, molecular function: double-stranded DNA binding. The transcript is spliced from 3 exons. The record is from RefSeq and is a predicted model, not a curated record. The coding region runs from base 258 to 1415 and encodes 385 amino acids.
CUACCUCCCUCCGAGGAGACGGGCUGCGGGGCUGCAGAGGGAGGACCGCUGGAGGAGGACGGAGCUGGGAUUCGGGCACCUGGCUAAGAGGGCGUCCCUCCCCGGGUAAAAUCCUUCGCAGAGAGGUUACAAGAUCCUAUCUUGAGAAGCUGGAAGAAUCCCAUAUGGACUAACGGAAGCCCUGGACAAGGACAAGAUCUCUUCAGCAACUGUAAUACAGGGGUGAUGAGUACAUCCUUAUCCAGGAAACUGCAGGCAUGCUAUGGAAGUUGCUGAUGAGAGCCCAGCCUUGCAGGCUGUGUUCUUUCAGAAAGCUACAACCAACUCCAAAAUACAAGCCUUGUUAUUCUUGUUUCACCUACACCACUGAUACACAGUCCAACAGAGAAAACAAAAGAACAGUGGAAAAGCUCUUUAAACUUUCAGUCGACGUCAGGAAAAUUCGUAGAUUAAAAGGAUGGGUACUUUUGGAGGAUAAAACUUACAUUGAAGAAAUUGCAAAUCUUUUACAACAACUAGGUGCCAAGGAGACCUCAAUAGCCAGUAUUUUGGAACGCUGUCCUGAAGCAAUUGUCUGUAGUCCAGCUGCUGUUGACACUGAAAGAAAACUCUGGCAGUUGGUGUGCAGAAGUGAGGAAGAGUUAAUCAAGUUAAUAGAGCAGUUUCCAGAAUCAUUCUUUGCUGUUAAGGACCAAGAGAACCGGAAAUUGAAUGUUCAGUUCUUUCAAGAGCUGGGACUCAAGAAUGUGGUCAUUAGCAGAUUUUUGACAACUGCAUCUAAUAUUUUUCAUCAUCCUGUUGAGAAAAAUAAGCAAAUGAUAAUGACUCUUCAAGAGAGCUAUCUAAGUCUGGGUGGCUCUGAGGCCAAUAUGAAAGUUUGGCUACUAAAAUUAUUAAGCCAGAAUCCAUUCAUUUUGUUAAACUCUCCUGAAGUCAUAAAGGAAACACUGCGAUUUCUCCAGGAGCAAGAUUUCACAGACCUUGAAAUCCUUCAACUUCUGUCCAAACUCAAAGGAUUUCUUUUUCAACUCUGCCCCAAAAGUGUAGAGAAUAGUAUAUCCUUUGCUAAAAAUGCUUUUGGAUGCACAGAUCAUGACCUGAAGCAGUUAGUUGUGAAAUGUCCUGCUCUUUUAUAUUACCCUGUUCCAGUUUUAGAAGAGAGACUUCAGGGACUACUGAAAGAAGGAAUUUCCGUAACUCAGAUAAGAGAGACACCGAUGGUUCUUGAAUUAACACCACAGAUAGUUCAGUACAGAAUAAGGAAGCUGAAUUCUUUGGGCUAUAGAAUAAAAGAUGGACAUCUGACAAAUCUAAAUGGAACAAAAAAGGAGUUUGAGGCUAAUUUUGGCAAAAUUCAAGCCAAAAACAGAAGGCCAAUUUUUAACCCUGUGGCACCAUUAAAUGUUGAAGAGUAAAA